Molecule: messenger RNA, 2416 nt
Organism: Vitis riparia (riverbank grape)
Lineage: Eukaryota; Viridiplantae; Streptophyta; Magnoliopsida; Vitales; Vitaceae
Product: peroxisomal acyl-coenzyme A oxidase 1-like
Exons: 14
Coding region: 168-2162 (664 amino acids)
Biological process (GO): lipid homeostasis; long-chain fatty acid metabolic process; fatty acid beta-oxidation using acyl-CoA oxidase
Cellular component (GO): peroxisome
Molecular function (GO): fatty acid binding; acyl-CoA oxidase activity; FAD binding
Source: RefSeq, a predicted model, not a curated record
AUUACAGAAAAGAUUUUUCACGGUUUGUCCCCGGAUUACCCACCCUUCUUGGGAAACGCAAUUUUCUCUCUAUAUAGAAAGGCAUUUCUGCGAGUCCCCAGGGAGAGAUAUUAUUGCAGGAAAGAAGCAGAAGUGAUUGGGGGUUUGGAGCUCAGAGUUAAGCGAAAAUGGAGGGAAUUGAUUACCAUGACGGGGAGCGAAGCAAGGCUGAGUUCGAUGUAGAAGAAAUGAAGAUCGUCUGGGCGGGGUCUCGGGAGGUCUUCGAGGUGUCGGAUCGGAUGGGGAGGCUCGUCGCCAGCGACGAGGUCUUUCGAAAAGAUAACAGAACCAUGCUAAGUAGGAAAGACUUGUUUAAAAAUACACUGAGAAAGGCGGCACAUGCAUGGAAACGGAUUAUUGAGCUCCGUCUUUCUGAACAAGAGGCAUCAUGGUUAAGGUUUUAUAUUGAUGAACCUGCUUUUACAGAUCUUCAUUGGGGAAUGUUUGUACCUGCUAUAAAAGGACAGGGCACUGAUGAGCAGCAACAGAAGUGGUUGCCAUUGGCAUAUAAGAUGCAAAUAAUUGGCUGCUAUGCACAAACUGAACUUGGUCAUGGCUCCAAUGUUCAAGGGCUUGAAACAACUGCAACAUUCGAUUCCCAGUCUGACGAGUUUGUCAUUCAUAGUCCUACAUUGACUUCAAGCAAAUGGUGGCCUGGUGGACUGGGUAAAGUAUCCACACAUGCUGUUGUUUAUGCACGGCUCAUAACUGAUGGUCAGGACCAUGGAGUGCAUGGUUUCAUCGUCCAGCUGCGGAGUUUGGACGAUCAUUUACCUCUUCCGGGCAUAACUAUCGGUGAUAUUGGUAUGAAAUUUGGAAAUGGAGGAUACAACAGCAUGGACAAUGGAGUUUUAAGAUUUGAUCAUGUGCGCAUUCCAAGGGAUCAAAUGUUGAUGCGGGUCUUCCAGGUUACAAGGGAAGGCAAAUGUGUGCAAUCUAAUGUUCCCCGGCAGCUUGUUUAUGGGACUAUGGUAUUUGUGCGACAAACCAUUGUAUCUGAUGCUUCCUCUGCUUUGUCACGGGCAGUUUGUAUUGCUACUAGGUAUAGUGUUGUUCGUAGACAAUUUGGUUCACAGAAUGGUGGACCUGAAACACAGGUGAUUGAUUACAAAACUCAGCAAAGUAGGCUCUUUCCUUUGCUGGCUUCUGCCUAUGCUUUCAGAUUUGUGGGUCAGUGGUUGAAAUGGCUAUAUAUGGAUGUGACCCAAAGAUUGCAAGCCAAUGAUUUCUCAACAUUGCCUGAAGCUCAUGCCUGCACAGCGGGUUUGAAGUCUUUGACUACAUCUGCAACUGCUGAUGGGAUUGAAGAAUGCCGAAAACUAUGUGGUGGCCAUGGUUACCUAUGUAGUAGUGGGCUUCCCGAGUUAUUUGCCGUAUAUGUCCCUGCCUGUACAUAUGAAGGAGACAAUAUUGUGCUGCUUUUACAGGUUGCGAGGUUUCUCAUGAAGACUGUUUCUCAGCUUGGGUCUGGAAAACAGCCUGUUGGCACCACAGCUUAUAUGGGGCGAGUUGCGGAUUUGAUGCAAUGUUGUUGUGCUGUUCAAAGAGCUGAGGAUUGGUUAAAUCCUAGUGUAAUACUGGAGGCAUUUGAAGCAAGGUCUGCCAGGAUGUCUGUAGCGUGUGCUCAAAAUCUAAGCAAGUUUGCAAAUUCAGAAGAAGGCUUUGCUGAACUAUCAACUGAUUUAGUGGAGGCGGCUGUUGCACAUUGCCAAUUGAUUGUUGUUUCCAAGUUCAUUGAGAAAUUGCAAGAGGACAUCCCUGGAAAGGGGGUUAAACGACAAUUAGAGAUUCUGUGUAACAUCUAUGCCUUGUACCUUCUUCACAAAUACGUGGGUGAUUUCCUCUCCACCAGUUGCAUCACUCCCAAGCAAGCAUCACUUGCAAAUGAGCAGCUCAGAUCCCUAUAUGCCCAGGCCCGUCCAAAUGCCAUUGCCCUUGUUGAUGCAUUUAACUACACUGAUCACUAUCUUAGUUCUAUUCUGGGCUGCUAUGAUGGAAAUGUGUAUCCAAAACUCUACGACGCAGCAUGGAAGGACCCUCUUAAUGCGUCAGUUGUACCUGAUGGCUACCAGCAAUACAUUCGACCAAUGCUGAAGCAACAGCUCCGGAACGCCCGGCUCUGAUCGAAAGAUGUCUGAAAACUAGUAGUCAUAUAUUAUGAUGAUUAGAUUAAUCCUAAUAAAGGCUACUUGGUCGAUGACCACUCACCCAGAAGGGAAGGUAUGGUAUAUCGAGCAGCUCUUUGUAUGAAAUUCGAAGAGAACCUUGGUUAGUAGAUUAUUUCUGAGUGCUUGAAGUUAUUGGCAGAAUAAUAUUUUAUUUGUGGAUGGAUAAUAGAUGUUUAAUAAUAUAACUUAUCAUAUUCACAUAUCUUCCA